Aspergillus candidus is the source of this 1959-nucleotide messenger RNA. RefSeq lists its product as uncharacterized. The transcript has a single exon. The record is from RefSeq and is a predicted model, not a curated record. Bases 234 to 1337 code for a protein of 367 amino acids. Lineage: Eukaryota; Fungi; Ascomycota; Eurotiomycetes; Eurotiales; Aspergillaceae.
GGAUCUCGAGGACGAGUAUUUCCGUACGUUGCCCUUGCUCCCAGCCUCGUUCCUUUCCCUCGUUCUCUUCAUUUUUUUAUUUUUUAUCCCGGCACGAUGGUCCUGUCUGAUGUACCCGACUAACCGACGCAUGGGAUAUCGCAGAACGUUUUGAUCAGGGCUUGUCCGUCCUAGAAGACUCCUAUCUUUCGUCAGUCGACUACUCCAACAGCUACGACCUGAGUGAUUCCCCCAUGGAUGUCUCCCAUUCGCCCAAAAAGAGACGCUCCGACAGCGCCUCGGCCAAAGGUCUGUCCCGCAUCGGCUCUCGCAUCUCGACCAUCUCCACGCGCUGGAAGUCCAAGCGCGUGUCCGAUGACCCCAACGGCGCCGAUGGGUUCGUGGGCGGCUUCCGAUCCCGCACCAACUCCGCGUCGUCUGCACGAGGCUCCCCGGGUGGCGCGGUCCGUUUGGAUGCCGCCACUGUCCCUCCCUCGCCCGCCCGCACGAUCUUCGAGGAACGGAUCAGCGAGUCGGGUGUGCGGCCAAUCGACAUCGCACGAGCCAACAACCCCGGCUCCGAAGAUUGCGUGCCGCAUGCGACCACCCCGUUACUGCCGCCCUUCAUGGGUGACGAGCCCAUGUAUCCCGUCGUGUCCCGCGUGCAUUCGCCGCUGCAGUCGCCAUCCGUGGCGGACGUCUCCGACGAGCAUCUCGACGGCGGUGCGGUCCAGGAUCAGCGCACCGCCGCCCUUCCGUCACCCCCAUUGUCCACCAAACCAUCCAUCGCGUCAUUCAACCGCCCCCGCGCGAGCACGACGCGCACGGUGUCCACCGAAGUACCCCCCUUCCUCCUUACCGAUCCCAAGGACGAGUGGGCGAAGAAGCUCGGCCAUGCCAAUUUCACGAUCUACCCCGAGCCCUACGCCCCGGAAGUCUGUGACGUCAAGUCGCUCGAGCAGUUGCGCGCCCACUGGGAUCUCGCGCACUGCAACUUUACCAAACAUCUGGUCCGGACCGGCGAGCACUACGGCACCACGUCCAACAUCUACAAGUUGACCGAGGAGAAGUGGGAGUGCACCAACAGCGAGUGGAAGCACUGCCACGAAGUGAUGCUGUCCCAGCUUGGAGAGAUGGCGGGCGCUUUCCUGAGCCUUCCCGAGUCUCAUUCCGAGCUCUGCGAACCGGUCAAGAUUCCGCGCCUCCACGACGAGAAAUUCCCCGACCUGGGUGACGGCGAGAUUGUCGGUCCCAUGAAGAUCGUCGCCCCCGCAUCGAACGGCGCGGGCCUUUGUCGGUCUCGAUCGUUGAAACGGAAUCUCGUCCGGUUCUUCCAAGACCUCGUCUCCCGAUCUUAGCCACUUUUCACCCAGCCAUUUUUCAUAUUUGCAUUGCAUAUUUACGACCAUAGAAUUACAGCGAGGUUUAAUGAUGUACAACAUCUAACGACUUCACGCCUCUCGGAUGAACGAUACAACAGCAUGUGACGAUUAAUGUCUUCCUUUUCGUUCUUUUUUCUUUUUUCUUUUUUCCUUUUUAUUUGCGAUGUUUUGUCCCAUUACCCUGGACUUUAUGCAUGUGUAUUCGAUCUGUGACUGAUAAUUGAUGACUGAUGAUUUCUGUGCCUGCGACUACUGACUCGCACGGUGCAUCCAUUCCUUUACGUUCGAGCCCUCCCUCUGUUCUGUUCUUGUGCCCCUUCUGUACCACGGAUGACAUGUUACACCCACAUGUAAUAGUGUGGCCUUGUGCUACCUGAAUUGUCAAUGUUUUGUCUCGCCUUGCAUUUCCUAACAUUGGUUGGCGUUGUUCCAAAUGUAGGUGAGAAGAAGGAAACAAAAAAAGAAAAGAAAAAAGACGUGGUGGAGGAGGGGUGGAAUGGAUGAAUAUUUACAUACUAUUUCAUGGGCGCUGGUGCUUGGGCCGUUUCAAUCCUUACUAUAUACCCAGGGUAUCUGUUUUAUGGCUACUGUAUCUUCA